AUUGAUACAUCCGUUCUAGCUCUCACACUAUUUAUUAUAUUCUCAAUAACCCAUAAUAUCAAAUCGCUUCGAAUGAUUCAGAAUCUCAGAUUGAUCUAAUCGGAUUGAUUAUCGCGCGCAACUACGAAAAUAGAUCGGAUCUCUAAUUCAACCGGCAAACAUAGAUGGAUAGGGGAUUAACGGAUAGAGAAGAAAAGAAGCGAUGUCACUGCGUCAUUGUACGUGAUUGAUUUCCCCGAAUAUUCGUGAAUAAAAAAAACCCCGACACGCGUCACGAUGAUGUCAGGAAGAGAAAAACAAUAAACAUUGAUUUCUCGAAAAAAAAGAACCGUGGGAAAUGAAUGCGUUAUGAAACUUCGGACGGUAUUGAUGACGGAUCAACGAGGACGUACUGUCGAAAGCAACCGCACGUGACUACACGCUUGUCACUGCCAUUGGCCGAUCAGCACUAUAGACGACAUAGCCGGUCGAUAGGCAUCCUCGGGAAUUCUUCGCUUGUUCAUAUAAGAGACGCGAUUGACUGAUUCAGUUCGGCCGAGUUUCAUCGUCGAGAUAUCACGCAAAUUUUCGCUCCUCUCCCUCUUUCUUUCUCUCCUUCUCCCUUUCCGCGAAGCCUGACGGGAUUAACGAGCAGCGCCAAAAUGUUGGAACCGGAAGUAAGAGCCAAGUCCAUCAAUCUGCGACGAGGCAUCAGUUUGAGGAUACCGUUGAUGAACGAUCUUAUCGAAGAGAGCGAGCUAGGCCUGUGUCGCAGCGAUUCCUUGAAGAUUUCACGAGCCAACGGUGCCGAUCACGUCGUCGCGCGAGAAGCGCGUCUGAUGAACGCGGAGUCGUCGCCGUUGACAACGUCCUUGUCGUCAUCGUCGUCGGAUAGAGGCGCGAGCUGCGGCAGCAACAGCAAAACGUUCCGACCUAUCAAGCGUUACGCACCAGGGAGCGACGCACCUGCGCCGGAAUAUCUCGCCAGGAGUCUCCUGCAACUCGGAUGUCCCGCAGUGUCGAUGCCAACACCUCGUGGCGGUGUCGGAUCGGAGCAACCGCCAAGUAGUGAUAGCGAUGAUUACACCACCGCCCAUCGCCAGGGCGCAGGUGGUUAUGGACAAAAUCUGGACGUUUACACCGUGCCCAAGGUCCAGGUGUCGGGCCCAUCUAACGCCAAUGAAUCCGCUUCCGUCAUCAAUGGGUCUGCGGGGUCCAUAGGCGCGCGGUCGGCACCCAGCACACCCUCGCAAGCUGUCCUUGACGCGCCACAGGCCGCGGGCCAGCAAUCGAUCAGCGGGUCCCAGCUCACCGUUGCAGGCGCCAGCUAUCCUCAGCCUCCGAGGAGCCCCAGCCACGCGGCCUUGCGAUGUAACGACAGUCACCUUUCGAAACCGUUGAGUAGGAGUACACCAUCGAUGGCAGCUGGCGGCGCACAGACUCCAGCAAAGGUUAGCAGCAGAUCUUCGUCGAGGUCGUCGCCGACGUCCACUAGCAGUGCGAGACAGAAGAAGUUUCACAGGCAUUUCGCUCAGGUAGCAGAGGACGAGCACGUGCUCAAUUAUUACAGCUGCGCGCUGGUGGGCGACAUCCUGCUGCAGGGUCACCUGUACAUUACGCCCAACUACUUCGCCUUCUACAGCAAUGUGUUCGGUUACGUGACGAAGCUGCUGAUACCGACUGCGUCUGUGCUGAAGAUCAGCAAGGAGAAAACCGCUCGUAUUAUACCGAAUGCGGUGGCGGUGGCCACCGAGGAAGAGCGGCAUGUCUUUUGCUCGUUGCUGUCGCGCGACUCGACCUACAAGCUGAUGAAGCAGGUAUGGGACGCGGCGUUGGAGCCGCGCACGAUACCGGACGCCGUCUUGCCUGACAACGACACCAAAUUAAUAGCGCCGGAAGCGAUGCUCGUCAGCGAGGAGAACAUCGUGGAGUCGUCGCAUGAAUCUAGCGCAUCUGAAAGUGGCACCGAUGCCACGGCGACGACCUCUUCCAGACCGAUUACCUGCGUCGACAACACCGAGAUCGCGCCCGUGGUACUCAACAGGCCGAGUUUACCACCUGCCAGAUUUGAAACAGUGGUAUUAACGAAGACACUGGUGCCCGCUAGAUCCGGCAGAUUGCAAUUUCUCUUUGCCAAUGGUGUGAAACCCGGCAUGGUGAUAGCGAUACUAAUGGCUCUCUUAGCAGUUCUCUACGUAUCGGCGGCUCUAAUGAUGAUGCGUAUCGAUAAGCUGCAUACCGCUUAUCUAAACCAUCCUUUCGUCUCGCCAGAACGUUUCACGCAAGAUCGACUAUUGCAUUACCUUAACACGAAUUUGGAUCAAAUUGUGAAGGUGCGGCAGAGUCUGCAGACACUAUCGCAACAAUUCGUGACGAUGAGCCAAGGUGGUAGCGAGACGGGGCCGGCUGGUGGCGUAGUCGAACCGGAAGACGCACCGAGUUAGCCUUUGACUGUGAGGCUCGAUAUAAUUCAGCUAAAAAACGGCACGAGGCUCCGUCGUCUCGCCAGUGUACGCGGCGUCGUCUCAUAAACGAUGACGUCGACGUCGUUUUCGUUUUGUCUUCGUUAUCGCCGCGUUAAUUCUCGGCGAUCGCGACGGCGAUCCUUUUCCCGAGAUCAUGCGCGAUCGUUCCCCUCAAAUAAGCGUCGUUAUUGUCGUCACUUUUAGUAUCUAGACUUUGCGAGGGAGUUUAGAGAAGAGGCAGCCGUCUCGUAAAACGAGAGACCUCGGGGUGAAUCCCGAACGCGAGCAGAUUCGAGAGUGAACUUUAAAAUGGAGAGGAUUCGAGCGCUUGCAGAUCGUAGGCUGCUUCGACUACAGAUACACGCGCAUGUUCACGCGUACACACAUAUACAUAAAUAUACCUCAGAACAUAGAAAGUGAUGAGGAUAGGGUAAGUACGCGCGGCGAGCGAAAAGGGGUUUCCGCUUUUCUUCUUCUUCUUUUUUUUUCUCCGUUCUUUUUAAACUAGUCACGUGUGUACCUAAGCCCCGGGGUACGACAAAAGAAGCAAAAUGAACAAAGUGGUAUAUGUAUAUAUACAUAGUAUAUAUAUAGUUAUAUACAUAUAUAUAUGAAGUAUCUAUACAUACAGAUAUAUAUAUAUAUAUAUAUAUAGAUUAAUAACAGUGCAUAUUUCGCGAUUACUUGUUCGUUACUUAUGUAAUUUUGAGCUAGUCGGGCACUACUCUAUUUCACCGCUGCUAUAUACAUAUAUAUAUAAAUAUAUUAAAACACUAUUAUAUAGCAUCAUAAUUGGAUAAUCUUAUCUUGAUAUAACGCGUUUGAUGCGCGCGCCGUGCGAUACUUCGAUGAGUAUCGAGCGAGAUAGUAUAAUAGAGGAGCUCGCUUUCCUUUUCGCCGUUAGCUCUUUCAGUACCUGCCUUAAACCUGCAUUUAAUUAUGAUAAAAAGUUUUUAAGAAAUGUAUUCUAUUCUCUCUCUCUCUCUCUUUCUCUCUUUCUCUUGCCAUGUCCAUUUUGGAAUCUCGGCUUUGUAAAAAGUAACUUCAACUUUAUAAUUUUCUCUUUUAUUGUUCAGUAAGAUUUCGUAAGUACGCUAUUGAUGGAGAUACAAUAUAUAAGUUCCAUGUCAAACAACAGAAUUACAAAUGUAAAUAUUGAAAUCAUUGGAAAAGAGAAUAAUAUAAUGCGACUUUCUUAAAAGUUUGAAGAUUUGACGAUUGGAUUGUUAAAAAGAAAAGAAAAAAAUAUAUAUAUAUUUAUUCUAGAUUUCUCUAUUAUUGUUAAGUGAGUCCGUUUUUAUAAGAACUUUGUCCUAUUAAAGAGAGAAGUGUGGCUUGCCUCAGAAUUAUCCACACUAAUAAUUUUAAAAUAACUUUUGAUGUUUGUAUAUCAUCUCGUUUAAGUGAUUCUCGAUGUCUUUGCAGACCGUAGCGUGUAAAUUAAACUAAUUUGUAAUAAAUUACAGAUCAGAAUUGGAUUUUUGAUGAAUUUAAAUGAGAGAGGGAAAUGAAACGAAAACUCUUGCCUAAAUAUUAGUAUUUGCAUAUUUAUAUACCACGACUUGCGAGAAUGAAUGUUUACUUAACGAUGGUCAGAGAAUUAAACAAGAUUGAUUGUAAAAUUGAAUAGAAUUAAGGAAGAGGAUGAUAUAAUGCCCUUAUAUCUAACUCGGUACUGAAAGGGUUAAAUUGCGUAGUUUGGAUGAAUCUGGAGAUACGAGAGAAUUCGUGCGACUGUUAUUAUUACAUAUUUUCGAUUAUUUCUGGAAGUAACGAUAGCGUUAUAUCUACCUUCUGAAUUUGAGGCGAUCGCGCGAGUCGUCUGUAUCGAAAGUGGCUCCAAAAUUCGCGUCAAAUUUUGAGAGUUUUGUCGAAAUAUAUGACGUCAUCUAUGCAAUAUUUCACUUAAUUCAUUUAUGCUCAACUGGCUGUCAAAAAUUCAUUGCACAUAUAAGUUAUAUUUAUUUUUAAUAUUAUAUAAUAUUUAAGAUAGAAGCAGAGAAAGA
Molecule: messenger RNA, 4450 nt
Organism: Camponotus floridanus (Florida carpenter ant)
Lineage: Eukaryota; Metazoa; Arthropoda; Insecta; Hymenoptera; Formicidae
Product: cyclic GMP-binding protein C
Exons: 8
Coding region: 642-2423 (593 amino acids)
Biological process (GO): intracellular sterol transport
Cellular component (GO): endoplasmic reticulum-plasma membrane contact site; endoplasmic reticulum membrane; plasma membrane
Molecular function (GO): sterol transfer activity; sterol binding
Source: RefSeq, a predicted model, not a curated record